UUCCAGUCAUAUGCAAUGAAUAUUGUCGGUGAUUAUGAGUAUAGUUCGAAGGAUAUGCUGGGCCAUGGCGCCUUUGCCGUUGUCUACAAAGGACGUCAUCGCAAGAAACAUUUUCCCGUGGCCAUAAAAUGUAUUACCAAAAAAGGUCUAAUAAAAACGCAAAACCUUUUGGGUAAGGAAAUUAAAAUUCUCAAAGAAUUGACAGAAUUGCAUCAUGAGAAUGUCGUGGCACUGCUCGACUGUAAAGAGUCACAGGAUUGUGUCAAUUUGGUUAUGGAGUAUUGCAAUGGCGGUGAUUUAGCGGAUUAUCUGAGUGUCAAGGGUACUCUGAGUGAGGACACGGUUAGAUUAUUUUUAAUCCAAUUAGCUGGUGCCAUGAAAGCUUUAUAUACCAAAGGAAUUGUCCAUCGUGAUCUGAAACCACAAAAUAUUUUAUUAUCGCACAAUUAUGGCAAGACACUGCCAGCACCAUCAAAAAUAACAUUGAAAAUAGCUGAUUUUGGUUUUGCUCGUUUCCUUAAUGAAGGCGUUAUGGCUGCCACCUUAUGUGGUUCUCCCAUGUAUAUGGCUCCCGAGGUGAUAAUGUCAUUGCAAUAUGAUGCUAAGGCCGAUUUGUGGUCAUUGGGUACCAUUGUCUAUCAAUGUUUAACGGGCAAGGCGCCAUUCUAUGCACAAACACCAAAUGAAUUGAAAUUCUAUUAUGAACAAAAUGCCAAUUUAGCACCUAAAAUACCCAACGGAGUGUCACCCGAAUUACGUGAUUUGUUAUUGUGCCUGUUGCGGCGCAAUGCCAAGGACAGAAUUUCAUUUGAAAGUUUUUUCAAUCAUCGUUUCUUGCAGGGCAAAAAAGCGGCCACAUCACCAGGUAAGGUUGCUGCUCAAAAUGUUUUUAAUUAUUUUGAAAUGUUUUUUUAUUUUCCAGCGGAUAUACCAGCUUCAUUGGCUAUGGGCACCACACCACCUACCAAAGCGAAAAGUCCAUUACAGCAACAGCUUGAACAACAACAACAGCAGCAGCAACAACAUUUACAACAACAGUUACAGCAACAGAAACAGCAGCAGCAAAAACACCAGCUACAACAUCAACGUUCCGAUGCCGAUGAGGAUUUGCAAGAUGAAAAUGCUGUUUCUGUAGUUGAAAACCCCGCCAUAUGUGCCACCAUUACAAAUGUCGGCAUUUUAUGCGAAAGUGAAAAUAAUACCGAAGAUUCAUCGGGAUCUCAUGAGGAUUCGGAUGAUUUCGUAUUGGUACCCAAAAAUCUUCCAGAAGAUCAAAAUGUUAAAGACUAUGAAAAGAAACAUUCCAACAAACAACAGACGACAGCAGAUAAAAAUGCCGUUGGUCAAAAUCAAUCAAGUCCUCCAAGACCCAGCACUUUACCAAUUUCCGAACCCAAGCCGGUGCCGGCUCCAGUGCGUCGUUACUCGGCGAAUAAUCCAACAAAUGUGGCGGCAACAACAGCUCCGGGAACCUCACCCAUAGAUAAGAAUCAUGUACGCUAUCGGGCCGAAAGUGAUCAAAUUUCGUCACCCAAGCUCUCCACAACUGCACCUGCAGCAUCGGCGGCCCAACCCAUACCACGCUCUCAGCCAAUUAGUGUAAAGCAGAGACCUGAUCAUCGCAAGAGCAGUGUCAGUAGUGAUAUCAAUUCCAUAUCACCACCGGCUGUACAAUUUGCCAUUGGCACACCACCACAAGGACGUCACCGAUCCACAUCGGGAGGUUCCCUUUCGGAAACACCACCCCCAUCGGCGCCAUGCACUUGGCAGGUGAGUCCUGGGGGACAAACCCAAUCGCCACUCAGACGCUCCGGACAUAGUUCACCCGUGCUUCCGUCCGCAUUAACUAAGCUACCCACAUUGGGCAGUCCCACCUUGAUGGUGGCACCCGGUUCGGUGGGAUCUCUCGGCUCCGGUAAUGGAUCAUCAUCGGAGAAUAACAAUCAACAUCCCAUGUUGGGACCACGUGCAUUCACACUACCCGAACUGGGGGCCACCGGUGGUCUACAAAGUCUCUUGGAUACAAAUGCCGCUGGCGGUGUUGGUGGCAACGCAUCCGAUGUCCAUCAUCAUUUGCAUGCAUUCCAUGCCCCCGAACUGUCAGAGGAGACUCUAAUGGAUCGUGAACACAAUGAAACUCUAUCGAAAUUGAAUUUUGUUUUGGCUCUAACCGAUUGUAUACAAGAAGUGGCCGAUUCUCGAUGUGCACCGCUGUCAGCAUUGAUGGCGGCCGCCUCCAAUGAUCAACCACAAAUCCCACCGCAUGCCCCAGAACAUUGUAAGAGAGCGGAACGUUUAGUGUUGUUGGUGAGGGCUUUGCAGCUGCUAUCAUCGGGUCUGAACUUGGCCUCACAACAACUGAGAAGUGGCAAUUUGAAACCUUCAUCGAAUGUUAAAAAUGCUUUGCUUACCAUGAACUCCAAAUAUCGCAGCAUUUUAUUUGAAUCGAAGAAAUUAAAUGGCACUGGUCUCUUGCAAAAAGCCAAUGCAUUUAAUAUUACCGCAGAUAAGAUUUUAUAUGAUUAUGCUUUAGAUAUGUGUCAAGCAGCAGCCUUGGAUGAACUGCUGAGUAAUACCAAAAAUUGUUUUGAACGCUACAAUACCGCUCACAUUCUUUUACAUUCGUUGGUCCAGAAAUGUAAUCAUCCACAAGAUAAAAUGCUUUUAAAUAAAUAUCGUGAUGCUGUGGAAAAACGCUUAAAUAUUCUGCAGCAACAAGGUUAUAUUUAUGUUACCGAUGAAAAUUCGUAA
This is a messenger RNA of Musca vetustissima, 2751 nucleotides long. RefSeq names its product serine/threonine-protein kinase unc-51 (gene Atg1). The record is from RefSeq and is a predicted model, not a curated record. Gene Ontology annotation, molecular function: protein serine/threonine kinase activity; ATP binding. NCBI's taxonomy places the organism in Eukaryota, Metazoa, Arthropoda, Insecta, Diptera, Muscidae. Gene Ontology annotation, biological process: axon extension; autophagosome organization; peptidyl-serine phosphorylation. Gene Ontology annotation, cellular component: cytoplasm; autophagosome.